Messenger RNA from Neodiprion virginianus, 1322 nucleotides. It is a transcript of the gene U2A, whose product is annotated as probable U2 small nuclear ribonucleoprotein A'. Gene Ontology annotation, cellular component: U2 snRNP. Gene Ontology annotation, molecular function: U2 snRNA binding; protein binding. Bases 156 to 905 code for a protein of 249 amino acids. The record is from RefSeq and is a predicted model, not a curated record. The transcript is spliced from 4 exons. Gene Ontology annotation, biological process: mRNA splicing, via spliceosome. NCBI's taxonomy places the organism in Eukaryota, Metazoa, Arthropoda, Insecta, Hymenoptera, Diprionidae.
UCCGUCGACUCGGCUGUCUCUAGUCUUCUGAGUUCGUGAUUGAUUCACCAUAGCUGCGUCAAAACCGUAGUCGAAACGGCAAAAUUAGCGUAAUAAACGGAAAGGAUUUGGGACACGUUUCUUUACAGUUGCUGACAAAUUCAUUGUCUAGAAAAAUGGUGAAGUUAACACCGGAAUUGAUCCAGCAAUCGAUGCAGUACAUAAAUCCUGUACGAGAUCGAGAAUUGGACUUGAGAGGAUAUAAGAUACCAACGAUAGAAAACCUGGGGGCCACCUUGGACCAAUUUGAUACAAUAGAUUUCUCUGACAAUGACAUCCGAAAGCUGGAUGGAUUCCCGUUGUUGAAGAGACUGAAGACCUUGUUCUUCAACAAUAACAGAAUAGUCAGAAUAGCCGAAGGCUUAGAGCUCUGUAUUCCAUCGCUGGAGGUGCUUAUGCUUACCGGUAACAUGAUACAGGAACUGGGCGACUUGGACCCACUCAUUCCGCUGAAGAAUCUUCGGAACUUGUGUCUCCUGCAGAACCCGGUUUCCGCCAAGCCUCAGUACAGACAGUACGUCGUCUAUAGAUUGCCACAGCUCCGUCUUCUCGACUUCAGGAAGAUAAAGCCAAAGGAAAAGGAAGCAGCCAUCCUCUAUUUUAGAAGCAAGAAGGGCAAGGACAUGGCCAGAGAAAUAGCCAAGAAGGCCAAGACCCUUGUUGCUAACAAUGGCACCCUAAGCAAACCACCCACCAAUGCUGAAGAACGCACAAAGAUCAGAGAGGCCAUCACAAAAGCUUCGUCACUUGAAGAAGUUCAACGAUUGAGCAAGUUACUACAAGCUGGUCAAUUACCUGGCGAGGAAUCUUCACAGAAUGGCACCCCACAGCAGCCAACGCCAAUGGAGGAGGAGGACGAUGAGUGAACGAAAUUGAGGGAUAAAUGUUUAAUAAUCCGUUUACCGCAUUACGAAUUAAGUUCUUUUUUUUUAUAAGGUUACAGCGUAAUCCCGUAAGUAUGCAUUGCCUCCUGAUCAACGUUUGUAAAAUGAAAUAUGUAAAAAAAAAAAAGGUUCUGCAUAUUAAGCUAAUAAGAAGCUAUACACUACACAAAAUACAGUAUUAUCCAUUGGAAUGUAUGGAUAGAAAGCGAUGGAAAACCGAAAUAACGGUUCAUUGAAAAUUCUAAAAAUAAAUUACUCUUUGAUUGCAAUGAAACAAGGUUCGGAAGCGAUUUUACCUGAACGAAAUUUUCUCUGUAAUGUUUCUCCGCUGAUUCUAAUGUAAAUCUCUGUUUAUUUCAGCGUGGUUCGAAUAAAACACAUUGUUUUUCACAUUAUAAA